AUGUCCCAAAUUUGCUCGCGUUCUGGAUGUAGCAAGCCAGUGUACAUCGAAACUAAUGGAUUUGUACAUCCCUACUGCGGAAAAACAUGCGCCUCUUUCGUACUCAACAAAUUGAAGUUACCCCAACGUUGUAAGAAUCCAUCUUGUUCACGACAAGCUUAUGUUGAUCCAACAGGAAUGCAAUAUAAUUAUUGUGGGAAAACUUGCGCGAGACAACAUCUUAAUUCUGAGGCACCUCAUUGUACUCGAUCAAAUUGCCCAAGACGCGCUUAUACAGACCCUCAGGAUAAAAAAAAAUUUCAUUCGUAUUGUUCUCCAACCUGUUACUGGAUAGAAUGUUCAACAUUAACCAAAACUAAAUUGAGCUUAUUAAACGCAAAUAAUUUGGAUUACAUUGGGGCUCAUCAAAGAUUUAUUUCAAUGUUACCUCAAGCUAAAGUUCAAGCGAUUUUUAGGCUUCAAAUGCCCAAGAAUUUGGUUGAAGCUCAUCAAAAUCUUAAGAAACAAAUUGCCCAGCAACAAAAUUUGCCAUUAAACAAGGUCACUCAUAAAAUGUUUCAUGGUACUAAAUCUAAUUGUGAUCCUUUACAAUUUCUCAGUCGUCUUUCACCAUUAUGUUCGAAUGGUUGUGGAUUGUGUGGAAUUGUUACUCAAGGAAACAAUACUGCUUAUUCGAGACAUAAUGGACAAAUGUGGUUUGCAAACCAUGCCUCAACCUCUUCAGGAUAUUGCAGUGGUGGUUCCGCAAAUGUUAUUUUUAUGGUUGAUGUUUUGGCACCAACUGCCAAUUCUAUAUUGAUUGUAGGUCAAAAUGCGAUGAAAUUGUUGUAG
This is a messenger RNA of Funneliformis mosseae, 831 nucleotides long. Lineage: Eukaryota; Fungi; Glomeromycota; Glomeromycetes; Glomerales; Glomeraceae. The record is from the annotation of a GenBank genome assembly.